CUAUAACUUAUACAAAAUAAAAAAUAAACGAUUAAACCUGUUAUUACUCCGAUACCGAUGGAGGCAGCAUUUCGCCGCUUUCUUGGUCAGUCUGUCACUGAAGAAGAUAACUGUCCCGCCCCCACAAAAAAUCAUGGCGGCCCCCAUGGUAUUCGGUCGAAAUAUUCGCACCUUCGGAAGGAUAUUCGUGGGAGUCUCACAAUCGGGAUCAAUAGGAUUGAACGCUUGCAGAUAUCAUGGGAGAUCUACAUUAUGUCGCCCUCUCCAGUUGCCUGCAGCCUGCCUCCACACUGGAACCUUCUCUUCCUCUCUUCCCUCAUCUGUGAUUGUCACAGAGGAGCCGGACACGCUGUACCAGAAGGUGUCUCUGCUGGUGAAGGGCCAUGACAAAGCAGUCCUGGACAGCUAUGAGUUCUUCGCCAUCCUGGCUGCCAAAGAGCUGGGAGUCACUCUGGGCAAAGUAUUUGAGCCUCCAAAGAACAUUGAGCGGCUGACACUUCUGAAAUCUGUCCACAUCUUCAAGAAACACAGGGUCCAGUACGAAAUGAGGACGCACUACCGCUGCAUAGAGCUCUCUCGUGUGACUGGAUCCACUGCACAGGUGUACCUGGAAUACAUACAGAGGAAUCUGCCAGAGGGUGUGGCCAUGGAGGUGACCAAGACCUCCAUGGAGAAGGUUCCAGAGCAUCUCCUGGAACCUAUGUGGAACGACCCGCCAACUGAAGAGAAGCCCAGCCAAUAAGAGCAGAGUCACAUACAUAAGCAGCUUAUCUCAGCACCCAAUCAAGAAGACAGAACCUCCAGCCCUGAGACCGGUCCAGAGAAUAUGCUUGUUGACGAGGGUCAGCUAGAGCAAGGCGCUGUAUAGAUGAUCAACUACUAAACAAAUAGAUAUUGUAACUGUGCCCUAGCUCAGGCCAACCCUCAUGAACAAGCAGUGACUGUGAUCUGUGCAUCAGGGCAUCCUCCACAAAAGCAAGAACUGAAACGGACUAUUUCAGUCCAGAGAGAUGGUCAGUAGUCAUCUGCUCUCUGAGUUAAGCUUAUGCUGCUCAUUUUAGUUGGCUUUCUUUUUCUUGUAAUGUACAACUUUCUGUACUCCAAAAGACAAGAUGUAUGUUUUGUUAUUAAACUAUUAAUUAUCAUGUCUAUCUUUGUUUGACGAUGUGUUCUUUGGAAUACUGGUACCGUGUGCAAGUCAGUCAGAUUCAUAACUGUUGUUUUCACAACAUCAAUUAAGAUAUUGAGUUAUUUGCCAGAUAAAGAAGGAUUGUGUUGGAUGUAACGUAUGCACCAUAGCAGACUGGCUUUCUUGAUGAGUAUUGAUUUGGUUUGCUUUGUGUUGUUCUGUAAUCAGUAUAGAAGGCCAACACAGAAAAUUAAUUGAGAUGUUUAUUGAAGGACAGCAAUACACAAGGCAAAACUGGAAAUGAUUGCAUUGAAUUAGAAUAUAUAUUUUUAACAUACUCACCACAAUGGCUACUGACUGAAUUUCGGAUCCUUUCCUUAGUCUGACCAAAUGAAAGGCCUGUGCUUCAUGUUAUAUAAGCAGUUGUCCUAGUAAAAUUCCCUUCAUUUAAUCAACAUGGUCACUUCCUCUGGCUGCUCUACAUAAAAACCUCUGAUCUGGCCCCUCCCCCUGGAUCCAGAUGAGUCAUACGUAAGAAGACAACGCUCAGACAUUAAUCAUAUUAAGCCUCUGAGUCAUCUCAACCUUGGGUGGAGAUGAGGAAGCUUGGAUUGCUUUAAAGUCUUUGCUGCAGUUGACUCAGGCAAUGUUAAGGUAAUUUCUGCUGUCCUUAUGUCAAGAAUGUAUAUUUUAUAUUUCAGUGCCAUAUUGAUCAUUUGUACUGACAUAGGCUAUGGCCUGGUGGUAAUCUAUUAAAGGCCCAGUGCAGUCGAAA
Oncorhynchus mykiss (rainbow trout) is the source of this 1904-nucleotide messenger RNA. RefSeq names its product mitochondrial ribosomal protein S10 (gene mrps10). Lineage: Eukaryota; Metazoa; Chordata; Actinopteri; Salmoniformes; Salmonidae. Gene Ontology annotation, biological process: translation. The record is from RefSeq and is a predicted model, not a curated record. Gene Ontology annotation, molecular function: structural constituent of ribosome. Gene Ontology annotation, cellular component: ribosome; mitochondrion; mitochondrial small ribosomal subunit.